Eubalaena glacialis (North Atlantic right whale) is the source of this 1703-nucleotide messenger RNA. It is a transcript of the gene SRP68, whose product is annotated as signal recognition particle 68. Gene Ontology annotation, cellular component: signal recognition particle, endoplasmic reticulum targeting. Gene Ontology annotation, molecular function: signal recognition particle binding; endoplasmic reticulum signal sequence receptor activity; 7S RNA binding. The transcript has 15 exons. Bases 17 to 1612 code for a protein of 531 amino acids. Lineage: Eukaryota; Metazoa; Chordata; Mammalia; Artiodactyla; Balaenidae. The record is from RefSeq and is a predicted model, not a curated record. Gene Ontology annotation, biological process: SRP-dependent cotranslational protein targeting to membrane.
GCGGCGCAGGGGCAAGAUGGCUGCUGAGAAGCAGGUUCCUGCCGGCGGCGGUGGUAGCAGCAGCGGCGGUAGCGGUGGUGGACGCGGUGCCGGAGGAGAGGAAAAUAAGGAAAACGAACGGCCUUCAGCUGGAUCGAAGGCAAACAGAGAAUUCGGAGAUAGCCUGAGUUUGGAGAUUCUUCAGAUUAUUAAAGAAUCCCAGCAGCAGCAUGGUUUACGGCAUGGAGAUUUUCAGAGGUACAGAGGCUACUGUUCCCGUAGACAAAGACGUCUUCGGAAAACACUCAACUUCAAGAUGGGGAACAGACACAAAUUCACAGGGAAAAAAGUAACUGAAGAUCUUCUGACUGAUAACAGAUAUUUGCUUCUGGUUCUGAUGGAUGCUGAGAGAGCCUGGAGCUAUGCCAUGCAGCUCAAACAGGAAGCCAACACUGAACCCCGAAAACGGUUCCACUUGUUAUCUCGCCUACGCAAAGCUGUGAAGCAUGCGGAGGAGUUGGAACGCUUGUGUGAGAGCAAUCGUGUGGACGCCAAGACCAAGUUGGAGGCUCAGGCUUACACAGCUUACCUCUCAGGAAUGCUGCGGUUUGAACAUCAAGAAUGGAAAGCCGCCAUUGAGGCUUUUAACAAAUGCAAGACUAUCUAUGAGAAGCUGGCCAGCGCUUUCACAGAAGAGCAGGCUGUGCUGUACAACCAGCGAGUGGAGGAGAUCUCGCCCAACAUCCGCUACUGUGCAUAUAACAUUGGGGACCAGUCAGCUAUCAAUGAACUCAUGCAGAUGAGAUUGAGGUCUGGGGGCACUGAGGGUCUCCUGGCUGAAAAAUUGGAGGCGUUGAUCACUCAGACUCGAGCCAAGCAGGCAGCCACCAUGAGUGAAGUGGAAUGGAGAGGCAGAACUGUCCCGGUGAAGAUCGACAAAGUGAGGAUCUUUUUACUGGGAUUGGCCGACAAUGAGGCAGCCAUCGCCCAGGCUGAAAGUGAAGAAACCAAGGAGCGUCUGUUUGAAUCCAUGCUCAGUGAGUGUCGGGACGCCAUCCAGGCCGUUCGGGAAGAGCUCAAGCCAGAUCAGAAACAGAGAGAUUAUACCCUUGAAGGGGAAUCGGGGAAGGUAUCUAAUCUUCAGUACCUGCACAGCUACCUGACUUACAUCAAGCUGUCAACAGCGAUCAAGCGGAACGAGAACAUGGCUAAAGGCCUGCAGAAGGCAGUGCUGCAGCAGCCGCCGGAGGAUGACAGCAAGCGCUCCCCCCGGCCCCAGGACCUGAUCCGGCUCUGUGACAUCAUUCUCCAGAAUCUGGUGGAAUUGCUCCAGCUUCCUGGCUUAGAGGAGGACAGAGCCUUCCAGAAAGAGAUAGGCCUUAAAACUCUGGUCUACAAGGCUUACAGGUGUUUCUUCAUCGCUCAGUCCUAUGUGCUGGUGAAGAAGUGGAGCGAAGCCCUUGUCCUGUACGACAGGGUCCUGAAAUACGCAGAUGAGGUGAAUUCUGAUGCCGGAGCCUUCAAGAACAGCCUAAAGGACCUGCCUGACGUGCAAGAGCUCAUCACGCAAGUGAGGUCGGAAAAGUGCUCUCUGCAGGCGGCCGCAAUCCUGGCCCCUGGUCGAACGGUUUGAGACAUUCUGCCUGGACCCUUCCCUCGUCACCAAGCAAGCCAACCUCGUGCACUUCCCGCCGGGAUUCCAGCCCAUCCCAUGCAAGCCUUUG